Messenger RNA from Morchella importuna, 636 nucleotides. RefSeq lists its product as uncharacterized. Gene Ontology annotation, cellular component: fungal-type cell wall. The record is from RefSeq and is a predicted model, not a curated record. The transcript is spliced from 3 exons. NCBI's taxonomy places the organism in Eukaryota, Fungi, Ascomycota, Pezizomycetes, Pezizales, Morchellaceae. Gene Ontology annotation, molecular function: structural constituent of cell wall. Bases 1 to 636 code for a protein of 211 amino acids.
AUGGUUUUCAUAAAUACGCUCCUCUCUCUCCGUCUUUCUUUUGCUGCACUGUACUCUAUCUACCUACCUACCCACCGACUCGCUCUCUACAUCUCCAAGUUCUUCAACCCACCAAUACACUCUUUACAUCCAACUACCAGUACAUUCCUCCCACCACCCACUCAAAAUGCACUACUCCCGCCUCCUCCCCACCCUCCUCCUCCUCCUCCUCCCCGUUCUCACCCUCGCCACCCCCCUCCCCCCGCCCCCGCACAGGUCACCGCCUCCGGCAACGACGGCUCCGGCGACCAGGACGUCGGCAACAAGGGCCAGAACGCGGGCAACGCCGCCGCAAACAAGGGCACCGUCAAGGGCGACUACACCGUCGAGCAGGGCGUGCAGACGUGCGGCAACGCGCAGCUAAACUGCUGCAACAAGAUUGAGAAGAAGGGCGACACCACCAGCGCCGGCCUGCUCGGGUCUGUGUUUGGCUCCGGCGAUAUUGGACUGCAGUGCUCGCCGAUUAAUUUGCCGGUUUUGGCGGCGCAAGUGCCGAUUAAUAAGGCGUGUGAUGCAAAGGCGGCCUGCUGCCAGGGAGAGACUACGCAGAACGGGCUCAUCAAUCUUGGGUGUAUCGCGCUUGCAUCCCUCAUCUAA